AUGGGCUGUGUUGUCAUUGCAGACAUAAAGACGACCGUGGUCUACCCUGCCACAGAGAAACACCUGCAGAAGUACCUGCGCCAGGACUUGCACCUGGUCCGGGAGACAGGCGAUGACUACAAGAAUGUUACCUUACCCUACCUGGAGUCCCAGAGCCUCAGCAUCCAGUGGGUAUACAACAUUCUCGACAAGAAAGCUGAAGUCGACCGGAUUGUUUUUGAGAACCCAGAUCCCUCAGAUGGCUUUGUCCUCAUCCCCGACCUCAAGUGGAACCAACAGCAGCUUGAUGACCUGUACUUGAUCGCCAUCUGCCAUCGCCGGGGCAUCAAAUCGCUUCGGGACCUGACGCCAGAGCAUCUGCCACUGCUCAGGAAUAUCCUCCAUGAAGGCCAGGCAGCCAUCCUGCAGCGCUACCAGGUGAAGGGGGACCGCCUGCGUGUGUACCUGCACUACCUACCCUCCUACUACCACCUGCACGUGCACUUCACUGCCCUGGGCUUCGAAGCCCCCGGCUCGGGCGUGGAGCGAGCUCACCUGCUGGCUGAGGUGAUCGAGAACCUGGAGUGCAACCCCAAGCACUAUCAGCAGCGCUCACUGACCUUCACCCUCAGGGCCGACGACCCCCUCCUCAAGCUCCUGCAGGAGGCCCAGCAGCGCUGAGCCCUCAUCGGGGGAGAAGCACAGACAUGUGGGAUGUGGGGCAGGGGGAGGGUGGAUUUUUAUCUCCAAUGGGUUUUUUAAAAAAAUGUGUUUUGUACUGGCUUGUUCCUUGUGUGUGAAUAAAGUCCUAGGCUCA
Molecule: messenger RNA, 796 nt
Organism: Oryctolagus cuniculus (rabbit)
Lineage: Eukaryota; Metazoa; Chordata; Mammalia; Lagomorpha; Leporidae
Source: RefSeq, a predicted model, not a curated record